AUUUCUGUAUUUUUUUAGUCACACAAGAUCUGAUUGACAGCUGGGCCAUCACAGGGAAGGUUGCACGCUUUGUAACUGAUGCCAGGGCAAAUAUGAUCGCGUCUGCAAGACUAUUAAAAAUCGGGCAUAGUCCUUGCAUCGCACAUACUUUAAAUUUGAUUGUUAAAAAAUCUUGCGAUCAAGUGUCAGACCUAACUGAUAUCCGACAUAAAACCAAAAACAUCGUCACCUAUUUUCGUUCCAGCACUCUUGCCAAGGAAAAGCUGAGUCACGUGCAGCAACAAAUGCAAAAACCAAUUCUGAAACUCAUAAAUGAAGUUCCUACACGCUGGAACAGCACAUACCAAAUGCUGUCAAGAAUAGCAAGCCAAAAAGAGCCUGUUUGGGUGAGUCUGGCAUCUUUAAAAACACCAUUGCCUGCACUUACUGGAGAGGAGCAUGACAUCAUUGCAGAAGUCCUGAUUGUGCUUGCCCCUUUUAAUGCUGCUACUGUGGAGCUUUCAGAGGAGAAGCGAGUGAGUGGGAGCAAAAUAAUCCCGAUGAUGAAAAUGCUUCAUCAUACAAUGCAAAAAUGUGCUCCAUCUCUGGAAACAUCAGUUGGAAAAAAACUGCGUCAUGAACUCGACAAAAGAGUAACCGAAACCUUGAACAAUUAUGAAUCUUCCAGUCAUCUGUCUCUGGCAACCUUAUUAGAUCCACGAUUUAAAGCCCUUGGAUUCUUAAAUGGGACCAAAAUAAAUGAUGCUGUGAAGAAACUAAAAUCUGAAUGUGCUGCAGAGAUGAGAAUUUCUGGGCCACCUUCGGCACCACAGGAAGAUCAGCCUGGCCCCUCAUCUCAUUUGCCAGCAUCUUCUAUGUCAGACAACCUGUGGCAACAGCUGGACAUGGAGGUGGCCCGUACUCGAACAAGUACAAGUGUUGUGGCUGAUGCCAUGAUAGAAGUACAAAGAUACCUUUCAUCAGCAAACAUUCCCAGAACCGAAGAUCCACUGGAAUACUGGAAAUCUCAAAAGAAUACCUACCCACACUUAUUCAAACUGUCCCAAAAAUAUCUGUCUACUCCAGCCUCAUCAGCUCCUUGUGAACGAAUUUUCUCCAAAGCUGGAGAAAUUGCAUCCAAGAGAAGAAAUCGUUUGAGCCCAAACAUGCUUCAAAAACUUCUUUCUGAAUAAAAAUGUUUAAUGUUAUGGAAACUCAUUACAAGUGUGCCUUUAGUUAUAUGCUGCAGUACAUUUUUUUAACCACUAGAUGGAACCCAUACACAUACCAAUACAGCGUGAUACAGCGUCGACACAGUAGGGGGAAUGUGUGACACGCACACUGAGGUAUCAUCUGCACAUC
Acanthochromis polyacanthus (spiny chromis) is the source of this 1341-nucleotide messenger RNA. Its product is annotated as zinc finger BED domain-containing protein 4-like. The coding region runs from base 93 to 1172 and encodes 359 amino acids. The transcript is spliced from 2 exons. The record is from RefSeq and is a predicted model, not a curated record. Lineage: Eukaryota; Metazoa; Chordata; Actinopteri; Pomacentridae. Gene Ontology annotation, molecular function: protein dimerization activity.